This is a messenger RNA of Doryrhamphus excisus (bluestripe pipefish), 2478 nucleotides long. RefSeq lists its product as uncharacterized. Gene Ontology annotation, cellular component: nucleus. Lineage: Eukaryota; Metazoa; Chordata; Actinopteri; Syngnathiformes; Syngnathidae. The record is from RefSeq and is a predicted model, not a curated record. Gene Ontology annotation, biological process: regulation of gene expression.
UGUGGCACCCGUCAAUAAAAACCAACGAAGAAGAGAACGCGGAAGUUAACAAGCGACAGGAUGCAAAUGGCGAAUCAAGUCAUCUCAUGGAAAAAAAACAUUCAAACGCUUGAAAUAGUUGAAGAAAAUACAAAUUGUGACCACUGGCGAUAUUUCUGGGCUGCCUGAAAGAACGAUGGCGUCGGGCGAGGAGGAACUUUCUCGAACAAGAAAGAGGAACGAGCGACAGCAACAACCGGAUGUUUGCACGACUGACAAUAUGCUUCUUUGUCAAGAUGUCCAGCAUCUGAUUGGUCGUCAAGAAGAACGCCCACCUCGGCCGCCGGGGGGGAGAUCCGCGUCCACGUUGAAGCAGGAGGAGCCACAGCUUCCCCACGUUAAAGAGGAAGUGGACGAACUCUGGAUCACUCAAGUGGGAGAGUGUCUUCAAGGGCGGGAGCAAGCUGAUCUCGCCAAGUCGCCUCCCGCUGGUGUCUCUGUGAAGACCGAAGACCUGGAACACAAACAAGACGUCCGACAACUGAUUGGUUGGAGAGAACACCAUUCCCGUCAGGAGGAUCCACAGCCCCCCCGCAUCAAAAUGGAAGAGGAGGAGCCACACCACUUCAAGGUGAAAGAGGAAGAUGAGGAACUCUGGAUCACUCAGGAAGGAGGGUGUCUUCUCGGGCUGGACGAGUCCGAUCUCAGAAGGUUGCCACUGACUGUUGUCUCCGUGAAGACCGAAGACUAUGAAGACAAACCACUUGAGUCCUCACAGUUUCAUCACAGUCCGAGUGAGGAGAACAGAGGGGCGGAGCCACAACACAUGACAACAGAAUCUGAUGGAGACCACCGUGGAGGAUCACACAACCUCUUAGCUCCGCUAUCAGAUAGUGACGACAUAACGUCUCCCGAGGAUGAAGACAGGGACGACACCCGAGAGCCUUUGAGCAGCGAUACCGACGGUGAAAAUGACAUGAGGACUCACACCGACAACAAACAAUCUGAAUGCUCUAAGGAGAAGACGGCGAAAAAACGUUUCACUUGCUCAUUUUGCGAAAAAAGCUUUUUUUAUAAGAGCUACUUAGGUCGACACAUGAGAACGCACACAGGGGAAAAACCUUUCAGUUGCUCGGUUUGUGGCGAUACGUUUUCUCAGAUAUGGUCUUUGAAUAGACACGUGAGAACACACACGGGAGAAAAACCUUUCACUUGCUCCGUUUGCGGCGACACAUUUUCUCAGACGUCGUCUUUAAAUACGCACAUGAGAACACACACGGGAGAAAAACCGUUUAGCUGUUCAAGCUGUGGUAGGAACUUUGCGAAAAAAGUCAAUCUGGUAUCGCAUAUGAGAACACACUCAGGAGAGAAACCUUUCAGUUGCUCGAUUUGUAGCGAUACAUUUGCUCAGGUAUCAUCUUUAAAGAUACACAUGAGAACACACACAGGAGAAAAACCUUUUAGUUGCCCGGAUUGUGAUAAAACGUUCACUCAGAAAGCACACUUGCGGUCUCACAUGAGAAAACACGCAGGAGAAACCCAUUUUAGCGAUUCAGAUUGUGGUAAAAUCUUUGAUUGAUAACUCAUACACCUUGAUAACGGAGGAGCGAUAGAACGCCAGCAGUUUCCUGUCCAGGUUGUUAGCGCUGCUGGGUUUUCUUCACUCCGGAGCUAAUGGUGUGUGGAGAGGGCCCUAGAACAUAUUAAUAACAUAUUAAUAAAUAAAAUAACAUAUUAAUAAUUUUUAAUUAAGUAAUAUAAAACAGAUACAAAGAGCCAGCUCUUAUUUAUAUUGCUUAUUAUCCCUUCUAAAAAAACACCAACAAUAUUCUAUUUACAUAUAAUGUGAUGUGCAUAUAACCAAUGAUACAUAAUCCUUUUAUUUUUUUUGGCAUGAACGUUCAAUAGAUCAAGAGCUAAAUAUUUAUUACACAAUAAAAAAAAAUAUUUAUAGGCCUAAAUAAUAACCUAUUGUGUGUUAUUGACCUGUCACAAUAUUUUAGGAACAUUAUACACUUUAUGAUUGGAAUGUGGUUCUCUGGUCAUCAUGCAAGUCUUGAAUGCAGUUAUGGAAAAAAUAACAAUAAUAAUAAUAAUUAUUAUUAUUAUGACUGCAAUAUAUAUGAUAUUAUAUAUAAAUGUAUAUAUAUAAUAGAGCAAAAUCAGGCUAAUAAGAAAGCCAAUAAGCAGGCUAAUACUAGUCUACUACUGCUACUCCUAGUGGUAGUCAGAAGAAGAAUAAUGAUGAUCGUAAUAAUAAUAAUAGGCUAAUUAAUAAUAUAAUGAUGAUUAUUAUAUAAUUGAUGAAAGCAGUGAAAACCUUUCAUACAAUUCAUAUGAAGAGCAAGCUUAAGUGACAUGAUUUCUAUUGUUUUUAUUUUGUUUUUAUUUCCAAGCAAUGUCCCUCGCACAUUUCUUUCCUUGUUAUUUACUUUUUAUUAUUUAUGUUGCUAUUGUUCUGUAGAAUUGUACUUUUAUGUUCCUGUAAUUCUGCUUAUA